Phyllostomus discolor (pale spear-nosed bat) is the source of this 4894-nucleotide messenger RNA. It is a transcript of the gene ANKRD27, whose product is annotated as ankyrin repeat domain 27. Gene Ontology annotation, biological process: early endosome to late endosome transport; neuron projection morphogenesis. The record is from RefSeq and is a predicted model, not a curated record. Gene Ontology annotation, cellular component: transport vesicle; plasma membrane; early endosome. The transcript is spliced from 29 exons. Gene Ontology annotation, molecular function: guanyl-nucleotide exchange factor activity; SNARE binding. NCBI's taxonomy places the organism in Eukaryota, Metazoa, Chordata, Mammalia, Chiroptera, Phyllostomidae. The coding region runs from base 457 to 3624 and encodes 1055 amino acids.
UCAUGUAUAGGGGUAUUGAUCUCUGACUAACUUUACUAGAUUUUCUGUAAAUGAUCCCAUUAUUUGAGCUUAGACAGGUGUGCAAUUUUUUAAGGGAGUUUUAUAAGAGGAGUCACUCAUCUUUUUAGUUUUACAUGGGAAAAGCCAGUUUAUUUUGCAUGAUAUUUUAAAAUAGAAAACUAAUUCUUGCAAGUAAACUUGUUAGGGUAUUAAAUAUUAUUUUUAAGCAUUUACCCCUAGAUAAGAAUUCAACUCUGUAUGCACCAGACUGUAUGUGAUUAUUACAUGCUUUUAACUCUAGGACAGAAAAGUUAAGAACAGUAUGAGACAGAGCUCUUUGAUUCCCUACUCCUGGGCAGAGGGCUUAAUCUCUGCAACCAGGAGGACUGAUGUCCAAGAGAAAGCAGAUGACACGAGACUGAGAAAGAGCCUCACUUUGCCCCAUCUGAAGUCCAUAUGGCUCUUUAUGAUGAAGAUCUUCAGAAAAAUCCUUUCUAUCUGGCUCUCCAAAAGUGGCGUCCUGACUUGUGCAGCAAGGCGGCCCAGAUCCAUGGCGUGGUCUUAGUACCCUGCAAAGGAAGCCUGACAAGCAGUGUUCAGUCUACCUGUCAGUUUGAGUCCUAUGUUUUGAGACCAGUGGAAGAACACUUUCAGACCUUAAAUGGAAAGGAUGUCUUUAUACAAGGAAACAGGAUUAAAUUAGGAGCUGGUUUCACCUGUCUUCUCUCAGUGCCCAUUCUCUUUGAAGAAACUUUCUACAAUGAGAAGGAAGAAAGUUUCAGCCUACUGUGUAUAGCCCAUCCUUUGGAAAAGAGAGAGAGUUCAGAAGAGCCUUCAACACCCUCAGAUUCCUUUUUCCUGAAAACCAUUGAAGAUGUGAGAGAGUUUUUGGGAAGACACACAGAGAGAUUUGACAAGAACAUUGCCUCUUUCCAGCGAACAUUCAGGGAAUGUGAAAGGAAGAGCCUUCGUCAUCACAUAGACUCUGUGAAUGCUCUCUACACCAAAUGCCUCCAGCACCUUCUGAGGGACUCUCACCUGAAAAUGCUUGCCAGGCACGAGGCCCAGAUGAACCUGAUGAAGCAGGCAGUAGAGAUGUACGUCCAACACGAUAUUUAUGAUCUGAUCUUUAAAUAUGUGGGGACCAUGGAGGCAAGUGAGGAUGCUGCCUUUAACAAAAUCACAAGAAGCCUUCAGGAUCUUCAGCAGAAAGAUAUUGGUGUGAAACCUGAGUUCAGCUUCAACAUACCUCGUGCAAAGAGAGAACUAGCUCAGCUGAACAAAUGUACCUCCCCGCAACAGAAGCUGGCUUGUUUGCGCAAGGUGGUGCAGCUCAUCACACAGUCUCCUAGCCAGAGAGUUAACCUGGAGACUGUGUGUGCUGAUGAUCUGCUGUCAGUCCUGUUAUACUUGCUUGUGAAAACAGAGAUCCCUAAUUGGAUGGCAAAUUUGAGUUAUAUCAAAAACUUCAGAUUCAGCAGCUCGACAAAAGACGAAUUGGGAUACUGUCUGACCUCGGUUGAAGCUGCGAUUGAAUAUAUCCGGCAAGGAAGCCUCUCGGUUAAACCACCGGAGUCUGAGGGAUUUGGUGACAGGCUGUUCCUUAAGCAGAGAAUGAGCUUACUGUCUCAGAUGACUUCAACUACCAUUGACUGCCUCUUUAAGCACAUUGCUUCAGGUAACCAAAAGGAAGUGGAAAGACUUCUGAGCCAAGAAGACCAAGAUAAAGAUGCCAUCCAAAAGAUGUGCCAUCCUCUGUGCUUCUGCGAUGACUGCGAGAAACUUGUCUCUGGGAGGCUGAAUGAUCCCUCAGUUGUCACUCCAUUCUCCAGAGAUGACAGGGGUCACACCCCACUCCAUGUGGCUGCCCUUUGUGGACAGGCAUCCCUCAUUGACCUCCUGGUUUCCAGAGGCGCCGUGGUGAACGCCACGGACUACCAUGGGUCGACACCGCUCCAUCUUGCGUGUCAGAAGGGCUAUCAGAGCGUGACGCUGCUGCUGCUGCACUACAAGGCCAGCGCCGACGCGCAGGACAACAGCGGCAGCACCCCGCUCCACCUGGCCUGCACCCACGGCCACGAAGAUUGUGUGAAGGCUUUGGUCUACUAUGAUGUGCAGUCCUGCAGACUCGAUAUUGGUAACGAGAAAGGAGACACCCCCCUACACAUAGCUGCGCGCUGGGGUUACCAAGGCAUCAUAGAGACAUUGCUACAAAAUGGAGCAUCCACAGAGAUCCAGAACAGACUGAAAGAAACGCCCCUCCAGUGUGCAUUAAACUCAAAGAUUCUGUCUAUAAUGGAAGCCCACCAUCUGUCCUUUGAAAGGAGGCAACAGUCUUCAGAGGCUGCUUUGCUGCAGGUCCCUGUGCCACCCCCUCAGCAUUCCAUGGACUCCAUCAGCCAAGGGUCCUCCACCUCCAGCUUCUCCUCUGUGUCUGCCACCUCCAGACAAGAGGAGCCCAAGAAGGACUACCGAGAGGUAGAAAAACUUUUAAGAGCAGUUGCUGAUGGAGAUCUAGAAAUGGUGCGUUACCUUUUGGAGUGGACAGAAGAGGACCUAGAUGAUGUGGACGAUGCUGUCGGUGUUGUGGAUCUUGAAUUUUGCCACCCCUUGUGCCAGUGCCCCAAAUGUGCUCCAGCUCAAAAGAAGCUGGCAAAGAUUCCUGCCAAUGGGCUUAGUGUGAACAUGACCAGCCAGGACGGCUCCUCCCCACUGCACAUUGCUGCCCUGCACGGUCGGGCGGAACUCAUCCCCCUCCUUUUGAAGCACGGUGCCAGUGUGGGUGCCAGAAACAGAAACCAGGCUGUCCCACUCCACCUGGCCUGCCAGCAAGGCCACUUUCAGGUGGUGAAGUAUCUAUUAGAUUACAACGCAAAACCUGAUGAAAAGGAUGUAAGUGGAAACACUCCCCUCCUUUAUGCCUGUUCCAGUGGCCACCAUGAAGUCGCAGCACUGUUGCUACAGCAUGGGGCCUCCAUUAACAUCUCUAACAACAAGGGCAACACAGCGCUGCACGAGGCUGUGAUAGAAAAGCACGUCUUUGUUGUGGAGCUUCUGCUUCUUCAUGGGGCAUCAGUUCAGCUCUUGAACAAGAGGCAGUGCACAGCUAUAGAUUGUGCUGAGCAGAAUUCAAAAAUAAUGGAAUUACUUCAAGUAGUGCCAAGCUGUGUGGCCACAUUAGAUGAUGUUGGUGAAACAGACCACAAGGAAUACGUUACUGUUAAGAUCAGGAAAAAAUGGAACUCAAAAAUGUAUGAUCUACAAGAUGAACCUUUUACAAGACAGUUUUACUUUGUCCGCUCAGUUGGUCAGUUCAAGGGAAAGACUUCAAGGGAAAUUAUGGCAAGAGAUAAAAGUGUCCCUAAUUUUACUGAAGAUUCUUUGCAUGAGCCAGGGAGGCAAGAAGUCACACAGCAACAGAAGAACCUGUCAGACCUUAACAGAUCUCAGGCUGCUGACAGAGGAGACGGUGACGGGCCCGAGAGGCACGGACAGAAACAAACCGUUCCUGGAAACAGGCGGAUGCUUCGCAGACACACAGUCAGCGAUGCAGUUGUACUGAAGGGCCCAGAGACUGCCAGCAACCUCCCCAUUCCCCAAGAGGCUAGUAUUUCCCAGUCUUAACAAUAAUAAGGAAUUAAUUUGGCUGCCAAGAAAUGAGUCCUUAACAAGAAGGUGCUGAGCGCAAAUACAGCUUAGAACUAAAUGUACUUUCUGUUUGGCUUGAGAGAAAGAAGAAAGUUCCUGAAAGCUUUUCCGUGGCUGGAAGAAUACAACAAAGAAAAUGAUCACCAUCUCUUUCCUCUUCAGAGCUAAUGAAUAUGCUUGCAAAGGACUAGACAAAAAUUCCAGUGGUGUCCAGUUCCUUAAGACUGAGGUGUAUGAUUCUUUUUAAAAAUAUUUUAAAUUGAUUUGGAGGAACUUGGAUUUGUUGUUCCAUGUAUUUAUGCUUUCAUUCGUUGAUUCUUACAUGUGCCCUGACCAGGGAUCAAAUGCACCACCUUGGCAUAUCGGGAUGCUCUAACCAACUGAGCUACCCAGACAGGGCUGUUUCUUCUUAAGUAUUAGGGUUCCUUGGUUACAGUGAGAGGUUUCAUCACUAGAUUCUGAUCUCCUCCUGCUGAAAGGUGCUAAACCUUUGUGACAUAAAUUAAAGCUAAAACAAUUCCACCAUGUGGGAUGAGCUAAAGGGAAGCAGUUUAGGUUUUAUGGUACUCGGGAGGCCAGACAGAAAUGUCACAUUUGAAUGAAGAAAAUAGGACCUGGAAAAUGUUCCUUUGCAAAGCAACACUUGAACCCAAAGAUGCCUAAAUGCCAUUCUGAUGUUCAUUUUAGUGAGAAGGACAUAUAUGGCCUGUUUGACACUGUGUAUGUGGGGAAAGGUGGGUAUAAUUUUUCUAACAAAAAGUACGUACAGAUAUUCGAUCACUGCACAUGUGCACCUGUAGCAGUGUCUUUAGGAACACCCUUUCCAUUAAGAGCCUUCCCUUAAAUGUCACAUCUGAGGAUGGUGGUAACAGAAGGUAGAUUUGGCACAUCUUUUCUUAGUCUUUUAAUUCAGAUUCAAAACUUACAGCACAAACCAGGUCAAAGUAACUUUGAGUUAGAAUUUAAUGUCAUUUAUUCAUUUUUAUGAAUUUCUAUAAAUUAUACUUAUUUUUUUAUGUUAAUUGGUCUAGAUCCACAAACAUGGGUUUGUCCUGAGUACAUUUUCAAAUAACUUUGUAAUAGGGAAAUGGCUUAGAGCAUGUUCUUAGAAAUACUUGUGUAUGUAAAGAAGGGAGGGGCUGAUUAUUUUUCUACAAAGUAAUUUAUGAUUUCUAAUUUUCUAAUGUGCCUUGGGUAUGUGCCAAACGAUGGAAAAUAAACAGUAAACUUUAUGAUUCUUGAGUGU